Messenger RNA from Phytophthora infestans T30-4, 441 nucleotides. RefSeq lists its product as uncharacterized. NCBI's taxonomy places the organism in Eukaryota, Oomycota, Peronosporomycetes, Peronosporales, Peronosporaceae. The coding region runs from base 1 to 441 and encodes 146 amino acids. The transcript is spliced from 2 exons. The record is from RefSeq and is a predicted model, not a curated record.
AUGCACGUUGUGCGACCGAAACCAAAGGCAGGACGCCCUCAAAGCUCCCUCAGUGAGCACUUUACGCGUACGAACGAAAUGGCAAAUUCUUCGCUGUACUGGACUGUAUGCAAUCUGUGUCUUGCAGAGUACACUGAGCGCCUUGGACCUACACCGGAACGCAUACGUGGGCGCAAGGACUAUUGGCUAAAGCAUCUGGGUCAGUGUCCGCUCUACGAUGGUGAAUUAGCAGAGGGCAGGCGUGGAGAUGAUGGCGUGGACGCAAUGCCAAACAAAAAGCUUAAACAACGUGAAUAUUUUACGGCAGCAGAACGACAGACACUAUGGAGACUGAUUUUGGAGUUUCAAGCGGAGGCUUUGCUCGCGGACUCCUUUAUCGAGCUGCCUUCCGCUCGCAGGCUCUUUAAGUGGCUAAAUGCAAAGUGUGAGGCGCGUAUUUAA